This is a messenger RNA of Mizuhopecten yessoensis (Yesso scallop), 1420 nucleotides long. Its product is annotated as leucine-rich repeat-containing protein 72-like. Bases 20 to 841 code for a protein of 273 amino acids. The transcript has 8 exons. Lineage: Eukaryota; Metazoa; Mollusca; Bivalvia; Pectinida; Pectinidae. The record is from RefSeq and is a predicted model, not a curated record.
UAUUUUAGCAACGAGCAAGAUGGCCGACCCCGACGACGGACCGUCAGCGGACGAGACAAUAUCCCAGCUGUUGAAACAAAGAGGAAUCAAGAAAAACAAGGAUGUGGAUCAACUUUACCUUGCUGAUAAGAGCCUCACACACGUCGAUGAUCUGUCACGUUUUGCCUACCUACGGAUACUGUGGCUGAAUGGAAAUAGAUUACGGAGACUACACUGCCUACAACAAAACUACAUGAUUGAGGAGCUCCAUUUACAGAACAAUGAGUUGAUCGAGGUUACCGGUGCCUUACGCCACCUUACCUGUCUCAAGGUUCUCAUGCUGCAGAACAACCAGCUCACCAAGCUUGAACGAGUUGUCCGCGAGUUCACAAGGAUGCAGACCCUCCACACACUCAAUAUAUUCAACAAUCCCAUUGCCCAGGAGGAGGACUAUCGCCUUUUUGUGAUCCAGUCUGUUCCCACUGUUAAUCUUCUUGACAGACAGGAGGUAGCUAAAUCAGAGCGUGAGUUAGCCAACAGGAUAUAUGACCAGGACAAGGAGAAAAUCCGGGACACUGUUGCCUUUGGGAGGAGAUCACAAGGGCCUCCAUCUAUAUACUAUCCAGCAGAAAAUAAUCAGCAGAACAUGUGUUCUACAGAGUCGAAGCUCAUAGGAAACAGUUUCAUGAGAGAUAACCCACCUUUUGAAACAGAAGAAGAUGCUAUUGCUGCUCGACGCAUGAAGAAAUCACUUAUUGUCUACACCACGUUUGACUGGGCCAAAGUUCCACGUAUUGAGGAGCGACGACAGUCAGACAAACUCUUCGAUUCCCCAGAGUUGAUUACUCACGUAUACAGAUGAUGGAUGGAAAUAAACAAAAAUAGACUGUGUGAUUUUAUUUUUUUCACAUUUUCAUUAAGUCCAUUGGAGAAGGAAAAUGUCAGUUGUACCUUGAUCCAUUCAACUAAAUAUACUCUAUAUGUUUAAUUUAUAUAUAUACAUGAAUUUUUUUUAAAGAAAAAAUCUCUUUGAUUCUUUUGAUCUUAUAUACUGUAUAUGUGAUUCAUUGAUUGAGACAAUAUUUCACAAAUGUGUUUCUAAAUACUUUUAAAUUGGUAGGAUUUGAGUUCAGAAAGGAAUAGUCGACCCGCAAUUAAAUAUGUUUGAAUUAAUGAAAUGUUGAAAUUUAAUUGACCCUUAUUAAAAUAACAGUAAAUAUGUUCCUUUGUAUUGAAAAAAAUAAGUAGUGCCUAACUAAAAAUUAACAUAGUAAUUAAAACAAUAGGCUCAAUGGGCCUGCAUUGCUCACCUGGUAUUAAUCUCACGCCUUAAAAGUGAUAUACCAGGUAACUGGAGCUUUUGUUAAUUCAGAAGAAGUUGUUUAAAGGUUUUCAACAUAUUUUACACCUGUGACCUUGAAAAUGGACAAAGGUCAUUCAU